AUGACCACAGUUGAUUUCAGGGGUGCGGCGUCCUUCAAGAAGACAAAAAAAAAAAAAAGUCCCAAGUGCGUGCCACCAGAGGGACAGGAUGCCCCCGCCCCCUCCUCCGCCCCCUCCCGGUCCCCUCCCAAGCUGAGCUCGUCCGAGGACAAAGGCAGGGGAGCCCUGCUGUCCGACAUCCACAAGGGAGCCAGGCUGAAGAAAGUGGGCGUGGUCAACGACCGCAGCGCCCCCGUCAUCGAGAAAUCUGGAGGAGGAGGAGGAGGAGGAGGAGGUCCAAUGGGAAUGGGGGGGCUUUUCCAAGGAGGCGUGCCGAAGCUACGACCAGCUGGAGACGGCUCAUCGGGCGGCUCGGUGGGCAGGUCCGCCCUGAAGCCGCCGGGGUCCCGGCCGUCGGCGCCCCGCCCCUCCUCGUCUUCCUCCUCGUCUUCCUCCUCGUCCUUGUCCUCCCGCACGCCCGCCGGGCCCCCGCCGCCGCCCCCGCCCAUUCGGAACGGACACUCCUCCAUCUCGACGCCCUCAAAGUCCAUCUUGGAUGAUUUUGAAUCCAAGUUCAACUUCCACCCCAUGGAGGACCUGCCGCCUCCUGAGGAGUAUCGCCAUUUCAACAAGGUCUACCCCAGCAAGAGUGGCAAGGGCAUUUUGCGAGGAGCGCCCCCUGCUCCUCCAGUGGGAAGGUGAGCUCACCUCAAAAGCUUAGCACUUGAACUCGAUCAGCCAGGCGUCUGGUCUGUUCUGGUGUGGUCGGGGGGAUGAGGAGGUCCGCAUGCGCACGCACGCACACACACACACACACACACAAAGCACCAGCCAUGUGGACUUGAACAGAAGAGAAGACGCCUCAUGAGACUUUUUGACUUUUGCAUUUCUUUUCACAUUUGAGGACCAAAAAAGAAAAAAAAAACUCCACAACUGCACAUUCCCUCUUUGGACAGAUUUACUACUACUAAUUUUUGUUGUUCUUUCUUUUGUCGGGUGCCAGCAUUGAUCUUUAAUGGGACACACCCACACAUGAUCGUGCAUGAAUGUGGGCUUUUACAUUUUUAAAAAAAAAUUUUUUUUUUUUGUUCAAUCCCUUCUUGAUUUUGUUGGGAGUCGCUCUAGGGUGCGCUUGAAACGAACGACCCCAUCCAUGUGCCAAAGGCGGGUGGAGCUUAAUUGAAGCCCGUCCAAAAACAGUCAGUUGACGGAUGUCUCAUCUGCUUGU
This is a messenger RNA of Hippocampus comes (tiger tail seahorse), 1207 nucleotides long. RefSeq names its product WAS/WASL interacting protein family, member 2a (gene wipf2a). The coding region runs from base 1 to 681 and encodes 226 amino acids. Lineage: Eukaryota; Metazoa; Chordata; Actinopteri; Syngnathiformes; Syngnathidae. The transcript is spliced from 7 exons. Gene Ontology annotation, molecular function: actin binding. The record is from RefSeq and is a predicted model, not a curated record.